This is a messenger RNA of Dinoponera quadriceps, 4258 nucleotides long. It is a transcript of the gene P5CDh1, whose product is annotated as delta-1-pyrroline-5-carboxylate dehydrogenase, mitochondrial. The coding region runs from base 428 to 2134 and encodes 568 amino acids. Lineage: Eukaryota; Metazoa; Arthropoda; Insecta; Hymenoptera; Formicidae. The record is from RefSeq and is a predicted model, not a curated record. Gene Ontology annotation, cellular component: mitochondrial matrix. Gene Ontology annotation, molecular function: L-glutamate gamma-semialdehyde dehydrogenase (NAD+) activity. The transcript is spliced from 7 exons.
GCGGCGCGCGACUCGUGAGCAUUCAGCCGACGCGAGAACGGGUACGGCGGUCGGCAUCGGCCCGUGUUUCGCAGUUUCGGCAAUCCGCAGCAUCGUGCGGAGGCCGUGAGUGCGUGAACGCCCGAGAAAGAGGGAGAGAGAGAGAGAGCGAGAAAGCGGGAAUCGAGGUCGAACCUGGUGGCGGAUUACAGCACAACAGUGUCCUGCCCCGUGCGAGGCGAACCCCGGUGUCAGCCAGCCGAAUCUGCGGAUCGCGCGGCAGAAGCCCCGAAGGGUCGUCGCCGACGACAUCCUUUACCACCGAGUCUCUCUGUCAUCUCUGUCUCUACCUCUGUCGUCUGUCAGUCUGUCUCUCUCUUUUUGUUUUUGCCUAACCGCCCGUCGUCUGUCUCCGUCACGUCCCGCAACACGUUCCCGUCGUCGAAAGAUGUUGGGCCUGGUUUGCCGUCAGGCGAAUCUGCUGGCGAGCACCCAAAAAGUCGGCACCAGGUGUCUGGCAUCGAUCGUGCCGGUGCCGUGCCCGCCGGAGUUCCCGUUGAAGAAUGAACCCAUUCUCGGCUACAAGAAGGGCAGCCCGGAGCGGGCGGAGUUGGAGAAGGCCUUGGACACCAUGAGCAACGAGUGCGAGGAGAUACCGUUGGUGAUCGGGAACGAGGAGAUCAAGACCGACCUGUGCAAGUAUCAAGUCAUGCCGCACAACUACGAGUGCAAGAUCGCCAAGUACCACUGGGCGACGCCGGAGCUGGUGAAGAAGGCGAUCGACGUCGCCGUGAAGGCCCAACGGGAGUGGGAGAAGACGCCGAUCGAGAAGCGGCUUGAGAUGUGGCUGAGGAUAGCGAAGCUCAUGUCGACCAAGUACCGGCAACAGCUGAACGCCGCCACCAUGCUCGGCCAGAGCAAGACCGUGAUUCAAGCGGAGAUCGACAGUGCGGCCGAGCUGAUCGACUUCUUCAAGAUGCACGCGUACUUCGCGAAGGAGAGCAUCAAAUACCAACCGAUCUCGCCGGAGCAUACCUGCAACUCGUUGAGGUACCGCGGCAUGGACGGCUUCGUCGCGGCGGUGUCGCCCUUCAACUUCACCGCCAUCGGCGGCAAUCUCAGCUACACGCCCGCUAUGAUGGGCAACGCCGUGCUGUGGAAGCCGUCCGACACAGCGUUGCUGUCCAACUGGUGGAUCUUCAAGAUCUGCCGGGAGGCGGGCGUGCCGCCCGGCGUGGUGAACUUCGUGCCCUGCGAGGGGCCGGUGUUCGGCGACACCAUCACGUCCUCGCCCUACCUGGCCGCCCUCAACUUCACCGGCUCGGUGCCGACGUUCAACCGCCUCUGGACGCAGGUCGGCCAGAACCUGAACAAGUACAGGAACUACCCGAAGAUGAUCGGCGAAUGCGGCGGCAAGAACUACCACUUCGUCCACUCGAGCGCCGACACGGAGUCGGUGGUGUACGGGACGAUCAGGAGCGCGUUCGAGUACAGCGGGCAGAAGUGCUCCGCCUGCAGCCGGAUGUACGUGCCAGAGUCACUGUGGUGCGAGGUGAAGAACGGCCUGUUGGAGUUACGGGAGAAGCUCACCGUCGGCGACGUUCGCGACUUCACUGUGUUCACCGGCGCCGUGAUCGACGCCAUCGCGUUCAAACGAAUCGUAGGCUACAUCGAGUACGCGAAGAAGUCGCCGAAGAUGGAGGUGAUCGGCGGCGGCGACUACGACGACUCGUGCGGCUAUUUCAUCCAGCCCACGAUCAUACAGACCACAGACCCGAAGGAGAAGCUCAUGGUCGAGGAGAUCUUCGGCCCAGUGCUGACGGUGUACGUCUACAAGGACUGCGACCUGGAGGAAACUAUGAAGCUGGUGGAGACGUCCACGCCGUACGCCCUGACCGGCGCGAUAUUCGCGCAAGAUGAGAAGUGGUUGAAGAAGGCGCUCGAGGACCUGAAGUACACUGCCGGCAACUUCUACGUGAACGACAAGUCCACCGGGUCGGUGGUCGGGCAGCAACCGUUCGGCGGCGGUCGGAAGUCGGGCACAAACGACAAAGCCGGUGGGCCGCACUACGCUAUCCGCUGGGCGUCCCCGCAGUCCAUCAAGGAGACCUUCGUGCCUCUGCGGGAAUACGAUUAUCCGUACAUGAGAUCGUAAACCGUCACCGUCGAUUAUCGGAGGAGACGCCGACGGCGCGGCGUCACCGUACCUCGCUGCAUUAUUCGACUCUGGCGGGGAUACGAACGCGCCGUUACUCAAGUGAGGUAUCGUACGGAAUCGCGUGCGUGCGUGCGUUCGCAAAUUUAUCGUAAAUCUAAGAAAGAAGUGAGAAUUUAUCGAGUUAAAUUACGAGUAACAGAAAAUUAGGACGUAGAUGAUGUUCGCGUUCGAACGGUUUUCCUUUCCUUUGUUUUUUUAAUUUGCACAUCGCAUAACUUGCGACUAAGAAAUCGCAGCGAGUGAAAAUUUCGGUAACGGCAACGACGUGAAAUCUCGGCGGAAACCUCACCUGAGUAAAAGCGGCCUCGGUCUCUCUCACGAGCUGCGAUGUCCUAAAUUUAUGUCCCCAUCACAUCCCGUUGGAUAACUUAAAGAGCAGAUUUUGCGAUUGCAUCGGGCGUGAUAACGGAGCGAGAAGUUGAGAAGUGUCGCUUACCGUGAGACGGCGAGGCCUUCAGUUAAUUCAGCGUUCAAUGAGAGAAGAAGAAAAGCAAGAAACGAGAGAACGAUUUCGUGUGCUUCGCGUAGGAGGAAUUCCCUCGAUAGGAAAGCAGAGAAAGAAAAGGAUAUAGAGCGCAGUGAGCUCGCGAGCGCAGCGCGAUGCACAAUAGAGACAGGACUAGAUUUUUAGAUGGGACUUGCCGGAAGGGGGUGAGGCAGGAAAAAAAGUUCUCAAGCUCGCAGGUCGCAGCAAGUAACGUUUUAGCCGCCUUCGAACGUUCCGUUGACAGCGUCUGGCGGCGAACACAUACACAUACACACACACAUACACACGCACACACACGGCGUUCCGAGAGCUGCGUCAAAAGUCACGGUGAGAGAAGAAGGAGGAAGGUCAUGGUUGUGGUCUGAGCAGAAUCGUGAAACGUGUAAAAAUGACAGCAGUUUGAAAAUGUUAUGAAACUCAUUCGGAGGACACAUAUAAACGCACGUUUAUUUCUCGGUGAUCAAAAUUCCCUCGUAGUUUCCUAUUCGUGUGUUUUAUACACUUUCAUAUUUUACUAUAUAUAUUAUUUAUUUUAUCAUUUUACUUAUAAAUUAUUUUGUUAAUAAACUAUAAGAAUACGAAAAAAUUACUGGUAUACUAUUGAGAUCUUUCGGCAUACAUAGAGAAAAAAUUUCAACAAUAGUAGAUCAGAUAAUUAUAUCUAAUCGCAUCUAAUCGUACAUAAUUAUAUAUAAUUAGUGUUAAAUAAUUAUAUAUGGACAAAUUUCAUACGUAACUUAGCAUGAUUACGUAUAAAAUAUUUUCUAACGGGAACAUUAAUUAAAGAACAAUGGUGCGAUAAUUUUUUUUCAUAUUCUCAUAGUUUAUUUCCGUAACGAGAACGUUCAGCGUUGAAUUUUUCCCUUCAUAUUACGAACUUGUGAAUAUUGUCGCGAAUAUUUACGCAUUCGCGACUGCGCUUCUGUUCCGACAGCGGGAUUUCGCUUCUCUCUCCCCGCAGUCGUACACGCACGAUCUUAACUGUUCGCCGCCAGUGUAUUACCAAAGUAUUACCGUGCAUUUCGGGGACGUGUGAUCUCUGCGCCGCGUACCGCGAUGUAUUCUCUCUCCCCCUCUCUCUUCCUUUCUCCCCCCCCCCCUAUCAACACAAUACUUUUAUAACUCAGGUAAAUGUCGCAUCAGGCGAUCGAGGAGGAACGAGGAGAGGGCGAUGUGUUCUUUUCCGUACGGUACCUAAUCUCGUGGAAAUAUAUAUAUAUAUAUAUAUGAAUUUUAUAAUUAUACACGAAAUAUGUGUUAUCUAUAAUUAUUACAAUUUUUAAUACAAUAUUUUUAGUGAAAUAUACUAGUGUAGUUUACUCGUUCGGUAAAGUAUACUUGUAUAGUUUGCUUUCAUGCUGUGUAUAUUAAUUAAUUAUUGUAUUAAUUAUACAUAAUGAUAUAAUGAUAUAAUUAUAUAUAUCAAAUAUAUAAUAUAUAUAAUUAUAUACAUACACAUCCGGUACUGUGUCGUUCGUCAACAAGUGUCCUCGAUAUCGGCAGAAUAGAGCGGAACAUUGUUAACGAGAACGAAAUAAAGCUCCAGCUUGGGCUCUGUUUUCUCUGACGCGAAA